Messenger RNA from Danaus chrysippus (African queen), 531 nucleotides. The record is from the annotation of a GenBank genome assembly. Lineage: Eukaryota; Metazoa; Arthropoda; Insecta; Lepidoptera; Nymphalidae.
AUGGACCCAAUAAUGGACGUAAUAAAAAAUUCGGAAGAGCCAGAGUGGCUAGAAAAAAGAAUAAUUGGGGAACUGAGACUAUGGCAAAUCAUAUUUUUAUGUUUAGCCGGAGUCACGUCGCUUAUUGUUAUAGUUUGUUGUUGCUUUCGUUUCCGUAUACCUCGGACAAAGCAGCAGAUAGAGGCGGACUACAAGCGUCGUAAAAUAACUUCAAAAUUUCGUCAACAACUCGAAACCAUUCAAGAUUCGAAAAUGGAUACGAUCUCAUUAAAAGACGCCUUGGAACUCCUGCACGAGAAGACUCACACGAUGGAGGGAGAGAACCAAACUGGAUCACAGCAGAGCUCAAUCAUGUCACCGCAACAAAGUUCUUUAGAAGCAUCCUUCCAAGCAGAAAAUGGCCAAAAGAAUGAUCCGCAACCUUCGGGUCUAAAUUUCGUUAAAUUUGCGACCAAAGUCGCGAACUUGUCAAAGCUGGGAACAAAAUCACCUACAUCACCCACUUCAACCGAUAAUAAAAUGGAUUUUUAG